Molecule: messenger RNA, 897 nt
Organism: Drosophila busckii
Lineage: Eukaryota; Metazoa; Arthropoda; Insecta; Diptera; Drosophilidae
Product: gastrula zinc finger protein XlCGF8.2DB-like
Exons: 2
Coding region: 1-780 (259 amino acids)
Cellular component (GO): nucleus
Source: RefSeq, a predicted model, not a curated record
AUGGAAACCUGCGGCAUAUUUUUGUCCAAGGAACCUUAUAAUGAAUGGGCAAUACAAUGUUUUAUAUGCGAGGAUUUGUAUUAUACGCUGCAAGAAUUUCAGACACACCAAAUACAAACUCACUUGGAUAUAGUAGAAGAAACAAGAGAGUCAUGUGAGGAGCUACAGGAGCUCGAGGGCUUUAUAUCUGGGGUCCUGGAGCCAAUGAACUUAGAGCUGCUUGACGAUAUAAUUAAUGAUAUUAUAAUCGAUGAUAACGAGGUGGAGCAACUUUAUGAAACGCUUUUAAAAACAGACAAGAAAGAACAAAAUCUAAAUUCAAAAUGUAGCUGGAAAUGCAGCACUUGCUUCAAAACAUUUACAAGACGCUUUUCAUUGGCGCGCCAUGAGUUAUCCCACGCCCAUCUUAACGGUUUCUUGUGCGAUAAGUGUGGCGUUGAGAUGAAGGACCGCCAUCAAAUGCGUGAGCACAUGCGCCAAGAGCACGAAGAGAAGCGACCAUUUCAAUGUGGCAAGUGUCCAAGAAACUAUGCCCGCAAGACACAUCUCAAAGAUCAUAUGCGCUCUCAUUCAGUGCAACGCGACUUCGCCUGUGGUAUUUGUGAGAGAAAAUUCAAACGCUCACAGGAACUGACCCGCCACAAGCGACUGCAUCAGCUGGGUAAGCAAUAUAGCUGCUCCCUAUGCGACGCACGAUUUCGUCAAUGUUCUGGGCUCUAUGGCCAUAUGAGAAGAAAACAUGGACUUGUCACUAGCAAAGAUAUUGCAGCAAUUUUGUAAUGAUAGUGUAACGGAUAAGAGAAGCUUGUACAUUGGUAUUGGUAUGCAUUUUAUUUAUGAAUAGUAGUUGAGUAUAAUGUAAGUUUUUUUUCUGGGUACGCAAUAAGUACAAAUAUU